AUGGGCCUAAAACUGCUGCUCGGUGCCAUUCUUCUGGCGAGCGUGGCUUUCGGCGACAAUCGAAUUGGGAGAAGUGUGGGAGCGCACGCCUGGGACAAGCUGCUACGCGCGCAGCUCUCGAAACAAGGUCACGACAUCAAGGACACUAUUUCUGAGUCUACCCGCAAGGUGGCCGUCAUCCUGUUCGACCUGCAGCUGGUUGACCGGACGAGUCUCAACUCUGGUGAACGGGCUCGGAUCUUUGAGGAUUCGGCUCGCCGUAUUGUUGAACAAUUCACCAAAUUGCCGCCAGAUGUCGAUGCGUUGAUCAAAAAACAUUGUGGAGGUAUUGCAACGCUACAGCGGAAGGAUCAAUUUUUGGACAGCUGGUGUCACAUUGCCACCCGGAUGCUCGAGGUGGAAAAUGUUGAUGAGCUGCCUUACAAGAUGGCCAACUGGACCAAAAAGUUCCCGCACGACAUGAACACCGUUAUGGUGCAGAAGCGCUGCGAGCACGAUAAUUUCCCCAAGGAACCCUACUUCAUCACGUUUUGCGACAACUUGGAUAAUUCUACGAUUAUUUACCCGGAUUUUAUCUCUGAUGUGGGAAUCGAUCUCGAGAACCUUGUCGAAAAUGGCCGCCUGCAGACUAUGGAUGAUACGAUUAUGGUGGCGAACAAGUUGCUCGAAGAUCUGGCCAAGAAGCUAGCCAAUCGUGGC
Mesorhabditis spiculigera is the source of this 699-nucleotide messenger RNA. NCBI's taxonomy places the organism in Eukaryota, Metazoa, Nematoda, Chromadorea, Rhabditida, Rhabditidae. The record is from the annotation of a GenBank genome assembly.